Molecule: messenger RNA, 796 nt
Organism: Coccidioides posadasii C735 delta SOWgp
Lineage: Eukaryota; Fungi; Ascomycota; Eurotiomycetes; Onygenales; Onygenaceae
Biological process (GO): regulation of transcription by RNA polymerase II
Cellular component (GO): mediator complex
Molecular function (GO): transcription coregulator activity
Source: RefSeq, a predicted model, not a curated record
CGGUGCUUCACCCAGGGUGCCAUACAACCACAGACCAAACUACACUUAAACCCUGUGUCUUCUUUCCACCAAGCAUGCAGUGCAGCAUGAGUUAGAUAAAACAGCCUCUCCCGCCGCAAGAAGAAUUGCCCACGCCAACCAUCGACAAAAAUGUCUGCCAAACAUUCUCCCGUUGCUCCCUCCCCAGCACACAAAACUCCUGUCACCCAUUCGACUACUGCCAAUACUACAGCCAACACUCCCGCCGCCCCGCAGGACCCGAUGUCCCCGUCCGAAACCACUCCCACGGUGCCCUUCCCGCCGCCGCAAACUUUCGACAUUCUGCCACCACUCCACGCCCUCUUCGUCCGUCUCCUUUCCACCCCGCCGCACGCGCAGCAAGCCGCUGCAACGAACCCCGAUGCAACCAGUGCACUCGGCGAAUCAUCUCUCCUCACCACCGCCGGCAUCGACGCGACGGAAAUGCACUCACUCGACCCCCGCGCACUCACCACGGGAGCGAGCACGGUGAAGAUACGGAUUCAAAAGGCCAGGAGCGCUAUCGAAGAGUUGCCCGACAUAAACAGGUCGGUUGCGGAGCAGGAGGAAGAGAUCAAGCAUCUCGAGCAGAAGAUUGCGCAGUUACGGGAUGUUAUCCAGGAUUUUGGUCGGAGGAGUAGAGAUGUCAUCAACGGGCAGUGAUGGGCGUAUUUUUUACGAUAUUGGAGGGUUUGAAUUUAUGCGAGACCUCGCGGGGGCGUUAUUGUGAUGUCUACUCCGUACGAAGUCUAGGAACUUUGGAGUUUUACCCGGACAC